Molecule: messenger RNA, 6531 nt
Organism: Clupea harengus (Atlantic herring)
Lineage: Eukaryota; Metazoa; Chordata; Actinopteri; Clupeiformes; Clupeidae
Gene: als2b
Product: alsin Rho guanine nucleotide exchange factor ALS2 b
Biological process (GO): endosomal transport; regulation of GTPase activity
Cellular component (GO): cytoplasm; dendrite; centrosome
Molecular function (GO): guanyl-nucleotide exchange factor activity; small GTPase binding
Source: RefSeq, a predicted model, not a curated record
GUGUGUGCUAAUGUAGCGUUAGCUGCGAAGGCAAAUGAUGAUCUCUCGGAGUACUAACAUUAGCAGCAGAUUGAGAACCUACUGUAUUUGUUUAGAUGUUUCUCUUUAAUACAACGUAACACUUGUAAAUCAUAGACAAUUUCCGGCGUCAACUGGACAGUUCAGUAGCAACUGAAGAAAAACAAUUGCAGGUUUGAUCGUCGUUUGCACACACAUCUUAAGGAUGGGGAGAACAUAAAGAUGGAGAAACCGAAGAGCUCUGGAGAGGAGGAGGGCUCUGGGGAGCGUGGCUUGCUCCACACAUGGAAGGGCUACUCCUGCAGCGUCACCCCAGAGAAGGUGCUCCACUCCCGGCCCGUGCUGCUGGCAGCCCUGGGCAACAGACAUGGAGUGCUUCUGGUGGAGGGUGGGCAGGUGUACAGUUUUGGCGAGUUGUCAUGGAAACAGACCCAGAUGCCGGCGCCAGCGGCAACGUCCGAGCCGGUCUUGGAGGCUGGGCUUAGCGGGCAGCGGGUAGUGGGCGUGGCUGCCGGGGGUUUCCACAGCGGUGCGGUGACCGAGGACGGGGGUGUGCACAUGUGGGGGGACAACACCCACGGACAGUGCGGCCUAUCUGGGCUCACCACGGUUCCUAACCCCACCCCAGUGGCCGUCGUCGACCAGGACUCCUCUGGCGCUGCCCAGGUGGUAAAGGUGGUAGAGCUGGCAUGUGGGGAGCAGCACACGCUUGCUCUCUCUGCCCGGCACGAGGUGUGGGCCUGGGGCAGCGGUCAGCAGCUCGGCCUCCCCACCAACACCUUCCCCGUGUGGAAGCCCCAGAGGGUGGAGCACCUGGCGGGCAAGCAUGUGCUCCAGGUAGCCUGCGGGGCCUUCCACAGCCUGGCCCUGGUGCGCUGCCCCGCCCCGUCUCAGGAGCCACGGCGACCGCCUCCGGACAAGUGCGGCCAGUGCAACCAGAUGCUGUACACCAUGACUGACAAAGAGGACCACGUCAUCAUCUCCGACAACCACUACUGCCCCCUAGGGGUGGAGGUCGGGGAGGUCCGCCGGAGCUCAGAGGGGAAUCCGGGGAAGGGGUCGACGUGGCAGCAGAAGGUGAAGAGCUCCCCAUCAGAGCCUCUGCUGUCCACACACAGCCACAGCACCCCCAGGCCUUCGUCCUUGUCCUCCAUGGCUCCCGGUUCUUCCCCUGCCCCCUGGCCCCCUCUAUCCCAUGAUCGGACUGCUUCUUCUGGGUUGGACUCUACAGAUGAUGCCUUUGAGGAGCCAGAGGAAGCAGCAGAACCCACCUUAUGCGACCAAGGCCCAAGCCCCCUACAGGCAGACAGCUCCAUACCUCAAGAGGGCGCUGUGGGGAUGGGGGCUAAGAACUCGCCCUAUCCAGAUGAGCAAGCGGUGAAGGACUACCUGAAGAGACUGUCAGACUACAAGCUGUCUGAACAAGCAGCGAAGUCGCCACCGCUGCCACUGCGUUCACAGACGGAUACCAUCGCCGACGUCUUCACCCCCGACGACCCCACCACCACCACCUCCAUCGUCACCGUAGCGACCGUCAGUCCGGUGGGCUCCGCCCUCAACAGCCUGGUGGCGUCGUGCGCGUCGGUCGUGGGCGAGCGCGUGGCCUCCACCUGCGAGGCGCUCUCCUUCCGCAAGGUCAUGAGCUACUACUACCCCUCCUCCUCCUCCCCGUCAGGCUUGGCCGUGGGGGCCCCUCCGGAUGGAGGCAGGGAGGGCCCGGUGGCGCUGGCCCACCUGGAGGACUCGCUGCAGGGCAAGAAGAGCUCCAGCCUGGGGGAUAUCCGCGAGGAGGAGGCGGAGGGCCUGAGUCGACGCCUGUCCCUGCCAGGGCUCCUGUCUCAGGACAUCUCACCAGCUGAACCUGAUGCCUCUGUUGUUACCAUGGGAGCAAAUCCAUCUCCCCAGAGUUCCGAUUGUGAUGAAAGUUCUACAGUCUCUCCUCGGCUUUUGCGGCGGUGCAGUCGCUCCCGUGUCAAGGUGGCACCCCUCACCCCCCCAGUGGUUGCCGAGGGUGACAGCCUCCUGCCCUCCCUGCAGACGGAGGUGUGGAGUUGGGGGCGGGGCCAGGAAGGGCAGCUGGGCCAUGGCGACCUUCAGUCUGGGUUGCAGCCUCUGUGCAUUAAGUGGCUAAGCAGUAAGGAGGUAGUAAGGAUAGCGGCAGGCGCCCACCACUCCUUGGCCCUCACUGCACAAUCUCAGGUUUUCUCCUGGGGUAGUAACAGCUCUGGUCAGCUCGGCCAUAUGGAAUCACCCAGCACUAUUCCACGCUUGGCUAAGCUGUCAGAGGGGAUCCGUGUCUGGGACGUGGGAGCAGGGCAGCAACACACGCUGCUAUUGGCUGACGGUGACUGCUUCCAGCCAAUCCUGUACUACAGCGGCCAACAGGUGAGGGAGGGGUCAGGCCAGACCCCCCAGGAGGCGUCGGGGGGCUACACCCAGCAGCCAGUCCUGCUGCCCUUCUGUAUGAACCUCGGCUACGUGAGCAGUGUGUUUGCGGGGGGUCAGGCGUGUGCUGCGGUGGCCGAUAAGAACGUGAUGGGCUUCAUCGCCAGUCUCCACGAGCUGGCAGCCGCUGAGAGGAAGUGCUACUGUAAACUCACCGGCGUCAAAAUACAAGUCCUACAGCCUCUCCUUAAAGCAGACAAUCUCAGCUCAUCCAUCGGUCUAACCUCCACUGGCCUUCUUCAAACUCUGAUUGGUCGUUUUAAUCGGGUGUGUCAGCUGACUGGUCAGAACUCCGUCUCCCUGACGACCCUCCUGCGACACUCGCGUGACAUCAAAGGCCUGGUCAUCCUGGACAACACACAGGUGUUCAUCGACGCCUACACAGAGUACUCCGCUGCAGUGGGGAAUUUCCUGGUCAUGGGAGGCUUCCAAGCACUAGCGAAACCUUGCCAGGAUUUGUUUGGUAAGGGGUGUGAGACGGUGCAGCGGUUGGUGGAGAGUUUGGACGAGAGCGCUCCUCUUCCUGAUCUGCUCUUCUCACUCCUCCACCUUCCCAUCAAGCACCUGCAAGAGUACGGCCGCCUGAUCCUCAAACUGGCCACCUGCUAUGAAGUGAGCUCUCCGGAUUAUCAGAAGCUUCAGGACGGCUGCUCUAAGUUUGAGUCUCUGGUCCUUCAUCUCAAGAGGAAGAAGAAGGAAGCUGACUACACACUUCACUUCUGGAAGAGCUUCCCUGGCAAGAUGACUGAUUCUCUGCGGAAACCGUCUCGGCGGUUGGUGUGUGAGAGCAGCAACAAGGCACUCACACUGCAGAAUUCCGGAAGGUUCUCUGUGAACUGGUUCAUGCUCUUCAACGAUGCUCUCGUCCAUGCACAGGGCAUGGUUCCCUAUAAAAGCCUCUUCUCCACCCACCAUGUCUUCCCCCUGACCACGCUCUGGGUGGAGCCUAUCUCCGAGGAGACCACUGACCAGCAUGGACUGAAGGUGAUCACACCUGAGGAGACUUUCACUCUGCUGGCGUCAGCACCAAUGGAGAAGGCGAAGUGGUUGCGUUCCAUAAACAAGGCGGUGGAGCAGGCGCUGAGCGGGGCGGGGUCAGAGGCGGUGACUAUGGCCUCGGGGGCGGUGCCUAGAGCGGACCCGCCCAUCUCGCGCACGGCGUCGUACACCUUCUACAAAGACAGCCGUCUGAAGGACGCCACCUACGAGGGCCGCUGGCUGGCAGGGAAGCCCCACGGGAGGGGCAUGGUGAGGUGGCCUGAUAGUAGAGUGUACACGGGAACAUUCAAGAACGGUCUGGAAGAUGGUGUUGGAGAAUACAUUGUGCCCACUAAGAGUCUAAAUAAGAGUGACCAUUACCAAGGCAACUGGAAAGAGGGCAAGAUGCAUGGCUUUGGGACCUACAGGUAUGCCACAGGUGAGGUGUACGAGGGCUGUUUCCAGGACAACAUGCGCCAUGGCCACGGGAUGCUGCGCAGCGGCAAGCUAAACUCCUCCUCCCCCAGUGUCUUCAUUGGCCAAUGGCUCAACGACAGGAAGUGUGGCUACGGCGUCUUCGAUGACAUCACCAGAGGCGAAAAGUACAUGGGUAUGUGGCAGGAGGACCAGAGGCAGGGCAAUGGAGUGAUUGUCACCCAGUUUGGCCUUUACUAUGAGGGAGCCUUCAGCAACAACAAGAUGAUGGGCACUGGGGUGUUACUCUCUGAAGAUGACACCACAUUUGAGGGAGAGUUUUCUGAAGACUGGACACUCAGUGGGAAGGGCACCCUAACCAUGCCUAAUGGAGAUUACAUCGAGGGCUCCUUCAGUGGUGUGUGGGGCACUGGGCUGAAGAUCUCCGGCUCCUACUACAAACCCAACAUCUACGACUCUGACAAGGACAAAAGCCACACACUUAAGCUGGGUCGUCUGGCGGUGGCGUCUGAGGAGAAGUGGCUGGCCGUGUUUGAGGAGUGCUGGCGGAGGCUGGGCUCUGAGUCCGUGGGUCAGGGGGAUACCAGCCGCGCCUGGGACAACAUCGCCAUCGCCCUGACAACCAACCGCCAGAAACACAGGGACAGCCCCGAGCUGUUGACUCGCUCUCACCAUAAAACCCUGGAGAGUCUUGAGAUCAUCCCGCAGCAUGUAGGGCCUGUCACCAUGGAGACGUAUGACAGCAUCCGCUGCUACCUCAUCAAGGCGUGUGACACCCCGCUCCAUCCGCUGGGCCGUCUCCUGGAGACGCUGGUUGCCGUGUACCGUAUGACCUACGUAGGUGUGGGGGCCAACCGCAGGCUCCUGCACCAGGCCGUCAACGAGAUCAAGUCCUACCUCAACCGCAUCUUCCAGAUCGUCAGAUUCUUGUUCCCAGAUCUUCCUGAAGAGGGUGGUUUGGUCCCGGAGACAGCAGAUGCCCAGAAGGAGACGGACUCCAGCUCCUCUGAUGCCCAGCUAGACGCUCCACGGCGUGUGGUGAGCAGCUGUGCUCUGCUGUUGCCUGUCCUGCUCCCCCGUCUCUACCCGCCCCUCUUCACACUCUACGCCCUGGAGAAGGAGAAGGAGGAGGAUGUGUACUGGGAGUGUGUGUUACGCCUCAACAAGCAGCCCGACCUGGCUCUGCUUGCCUUCCUGGGAGUGCAGCUAAAAUUCUGGCCGGUAUCUGCCACUGUUCACGGGGAUAAGCAGCAGGUGGUCACCAGCACAAAGGAUGCCUGCUUUGCCUCUGCAGUGGAGACCCUGCAGCAGAUAAGCACAACGUUCACUCCGUCAGACAAGCUGCACGUGAUCCAGCUGACCUUCGAGGAGAUCACACGGGAGGUGCUGGCGCUGCUGAACGAGGACUUCCUGUGGUCCAUGGACGACCUGUUCCCCGUCUUCCUCUACGUGGUCCUGCGCGCUCGAAUUAGGAAUCUAGGGUCGGAGGUCAACCUGAUUGAGGACUUGAUGGAUCCGUGUGUACAGCAUGGGGAGCAUGGCAUCAUGUUCACUACACUCAAGGCUUCUUACUACCAGAUCCAGCAUGAGAAGAUCACUUAGUAGUUGGGCUUGCUAAGUGACAGGUCAGCUAACCAAUCACAGAUCAUGAAAGAGUGAUUGACAGAAGAAGGACCCAGUAGCAGGCUCUCUCAGAAGUGCUGGGCUCGGUUUUUGCCCAAUCAACAGUUUCAUCUCCCUCUUCCUCAGUGUUGGGUAGGAAUUGCAACCAGCAGCCUGGCCGAAGUCAAGAGUCAAGAACACUCAUCCACACCUACACACUACGGUUCCCUUGUGACAUGUUCUAUAACCACUGUGUGUGUGUUCCACAGUGUAAACAUUUUUAGUGAUCACUGCGUGUUCCGCAAUAGAACCGCAAAUGGCUGCUGUCCGAGGAAUGGAACAUUUUGUCCUUGCAGUGUUCCUGUGACGUGUUAUUGUUCUGUCUUACCAGCGAUGUCAAGCUGUCAUAUCUACAGGUGCUCCACUGUGGUGGAUAAACUGACCAAUGCGUAGCACCUGUGUCACUGACCUCACACUGUUACCAUGGCGAAGCACAUUCACUGUCUUGCGGGUUUUCCAGAGGAGAUUUAGAGCUUUAGGAAGAAAUAGUCCUCUGGUGUUUUGCGUCCGAGUCUGUUUUGUAAGCUUUACACGUCGCCUGACCCAAGUAACCAUAUCGAAUGUUAUUGUUUACGCUGCACACACAGAUUCACAUCUUGGAGAGUACAGUGGCUCAGGUUCAUUUAGUUUUUUACAUUUCAGUGUUAUGCAAAUAACUGACAGGGUUAGGAUGGAAGGGUGAAGACACUCAAGCGGUUUUUUCCUUUUUUUUUUAAGUGACCUCUGACCCUAGCGGAGCAGUGGGUUUGACCUCCAAUGGCGACCUCCAGUGUUCUGACUGAGUCAGCACCUGAUCAUACCAGUUUUUAAGCUCAGUGUUGUAGCUGGUUGAGUUUUGUUUCUUAGUACUGUUCUGGCUUCCGAGUGACUAUAUGAAGGUUCUAUUCCAAAAUGGCCGAUCAGAAGCCUGACACCACAGUGACAAGACACUGAAGACACAACAGUGUAGACAACAGGGAUGUAAAAUGCAAACCAAACGAGAGAGAAGAAAUU